Carlito syrichta (Philippine tarsier) is the source of this 2127-nucleotide messenger RNA. It is a transcript of the gene CLDN12, whose product is annotated as claudin 12. Lineage: Eukaryota; Metazoa; Chordata; Mammalia; Primates; Tarsiidae. The record is from RefSeq and is a predicted model, not a curated record. The transcript has 4 exons. Gene Ontology annotation, cellular component: plasma membrane. Bases 316 to 1050 code for a protein of 244 amino acids.
ACACACUUCCGGGGACGCCGAGCGGGAGAAUCUCCAGGAGGCUCCUCGGUGUGGGCGAGUGAGAUGCCCUGUGUGUGAGAAGCAGGCCCAAAUCAUCACUACUGUGAGUUCAGAUUUGCAUGUGUUUCUUCUAAGCUGAUUAAAACAAUUUCAGAACUCUCAGGUACCUUAAAGGAUGAUGAAAGUGAGGCACAGGGAAACUCUGCAACUGGCCCACCAAGGUCACUCGGCUAAUACGUGAGGAGGUGGGGACUGAAAUCCAGUUUGUCCUCCUGUGUUUCACUUGACUGACAGUACUGCACAAGCCUGCCUGCCAUGGGCUGCCGGGAUGUCCACGCAGCCACCGUCCUUUCCUUCCUGUGUGGAAUCGCCUCGGUAGCAGGUCUCUUUGCAGGGACUAUGCUUCCCAACUGGAGAAAAUUACGACUGAUCACAUUCAACAGAAAUGAGAAGAACCUGACUGUUUACACAGGCCUGUGGGUGAAAUGUGCCCGGUAUGAUGGGAGCAGUGACUGCCUGGUGUAUGACACUACUUGGUACUCAUCAGUUGACCAGCUGGACCUGCGUGUUCUCCAGUUUGCCCUUCCCCUCAGCAUUCUGAUUGCAAUGGGUGCCCUGCUGCUCUGCCUGAUUGGAAUGUGCAACACUGCCUUCAGGUCCUCAGUGCCCAACAUCAAACUGGCCAAGUGCCUGGUCAAUAGUGCAGGUUGCCACCUAGUGGCUGGGCUGCUGUUUUUCCUGGCAGGUAUUGUUUGUCUCUCUCCAUCUAUCUGGGUCAUCUUUUACAAUAUCCAUCUGAACAAGAAGUUUGAGCCAGUAUUUUCAUUUGACUAUGCAGUGUAUGUUACUAUUGCUAGUGCAGGAGGCCUGUUUAUGACUUCCCUUCUGCUGUUUAUUUGGUAUUGUGCAUGCAAAUCUUUGCCUUCUCCCUUCUGGCAACCUCUGUACUCCCAUCCCCCCAGUAUGCAUACUUACUCACAGCCCUAUUCAGCACGUUCUCGCCUCUCUGCCAUUGAAAUUGACAUUCCAGUAGUUUCACAUGCUACCUAAUGAGGAAAUAAUUGUUAAAGAAAACUUCGUGUAGCCUCACAUUCCCUUUGUGCAAAGAGCUCUUUUGGACCAGUAUACGUUUUCCUUUGUUUCCGAUCAGUGAAGCCAAAUUUGUAUGUCCUGGUAGAAUGAAGUGCUGCUAGUUUUUAUAAAGAAGUACAUUAUAUUAAAUGUGAAUUAUUUUAUCUUGCUUCUUAUGCUGGAAGGAUUUUUAGCCUCCAUAUUGAUAUGUGAUCAGUUCUUUAAUUGGAAAGGAUAUGUGCCACAAUUGAGGUGAUUUAGAGUGACAUGUUUAAAGAAUGAUGGUAUAUACAAUCUUUGUGGCUAUUUCAGAGUAUUUUCCUUUUUCUAUAAUACCUUAAACUUGGAAAAAAGGCAAUUUCAAAUGUAAUAAAUUUAUUUCAGAUAAGGUUAAUAUUUUAACAGUAAUCAAUAAUUUAUCUAAAGGCUAUAUAACUUUUUGUACUUCUCUCUUGGAGUUAAUUGUAUGAAUAGGCAUCAGUAUGAUAAAGAUUAUUUUCUUUUGUGAGUUUCUUCUACCUCAUGCCAGUGUUUAAAAAUAAAAUGCAUUUUAAAUGAUAUCAGAAUCAGACUAACAUUCUAAAUACUUGCUUAUGGAUAACAUUUAAUGUAAUUUUUAAAGUUAAUGACUCUAUGAAUUGUACUGUUGGUACUAAAAUGUGUUAUAUGAUAGUUAGUGUUUUCCCUGAGACAGAAAAACCUUUUUUGAGAUAUCUUCAUCAAGCAGUACUCAUGUCUAUAUGUAACCUCUUAGUGGCUAAGAGAAAUAAACAAAAAGGCCAUAAUGGUUUGGUUUUUCUCAGACAUAAAUUGGUCGGGGAUGAGAGCCUUUUCUUUGGUUACAGCAUUAGAGAUUUACUUGGUGAUGGUCUUUGGAGACAUGGGUGAAAUAAGGUAUAGAUUUACCAUGACCACGCCCACUCCUGACUGUGUUCCUACCUUAAUCACUGAUUACUUCCUGAUGUAUCCCUGCUCAGCACUUUAGUAGGUGCCGUAGAAGAUACAUGAAAAUGUGAGAUUUGAUCUCAUGGUGAGAAGAUCACCCUGUUAGGGAAU